Betta splendens (Siamese fighting fish) is the source of this 1958-nucleotide messenger RNA. RefSeq names its product cleavage stimulation factor, 3' pre-RNA, subunit 1 (gene cstf1). Gene Ontology annotation, biological process: mRNA 3'-end processing. The transcript has 6 exons. Bases 182 to 1477 code for a protein of 431 amino acids. NCBI's taxonomy places the organism in Eukaryota, Metazoa, Chordata, Actinopteri, Anabantiformes, Osphronemidae. Gene Ontology annotation, cellular component: mRNA cleavage stimulating factor complex. Gene Ontology annotation, molecular function: protein binding; RNA binding. The record is from RefSeq and is a predicted model, not a curated record.
UUGUGACGUAAGACGCAAUACCUACCACGUCACGACGCACAUUUCGUUCUGGAGCGCCUGAGCCUCAGGAACUUUGUUGAGGGCUACAUGUGCCGUAUGUUUUUAUAUAAAAACUACCAGUCGUAUUUUACCUAACAGAGCUGUAAGCACAGGCGGCCAGCUGUGGUCACCCUAAAGCAACAUGUAUCGUCCCAAACCAACUCUGAAAGACCGGCAGCACCUCUACAAGUUAAUCAUAAGCCAGCUGCUCUAUGACGGAUACACCAGCAUCGCCAACAGUCUGAUCAAUGAAGUGAAGCCGCAGAGCGUGGUGUCGCCCUCUGAGCAGCUCAUGCAGCUGGCAAAGAUCGGCAUGGAGAACGAUGACAGUGCAGUCCAGUACGCCAUCGGGCGCUCAGACACCGUGGCCCCUGGAGUGGGCAUUGACUUGGAAUUCGAUGCCGAUGUCCAGACCAUGUCUCCCGAGGCAUCGGAGUAUGAGACCUGCUACGUUACGUCUCACAAGGGCCCGUGUCGUGUGGCCACCUACAGUCGCGACGGCCAGCUGAUCGCUACUGGCUCUGCCGAUGCCUCCAUCAAGAUUCUGGACACUGAGCGUAUGUUGGCUAAGAGCGCCAUGCCCAUUGAGGUGAUGAUGAAUGAGACAGCACAGCAAAAUAUGGAGAAUCACCCCGUCAUUCGAACGCUGUACGACCACGUGGACGAAGUCACCUGCCUGGCCUUCCACCCAACCGAACAAAUCCUGGCUUCUGGCUCAAGAGAUUAUACACUGAAACUGUUUGACUACUCAAAGCCCUCUGCAAAAAGGGCAUUUAAAUACAUACAGGAAGCAGAAAUGCUCCGUUCUAUUUCCUUCCACCCAUCAGGUGACUUCCUGCUGGUGGGAACACAGCACCCCACCCUCCGCCUCUACGACGUUAAUACUUUCCAGUGCUUUGUGUCCUGCAAUCCCCUGGACCAGCACACAGACACCAUCAGUGGUGUGAGCUACAACCCCAGCGCCAACAGCUAUGUCACCUGCAGCAAGGAUGGCAGCAUCAAGCUGUGGGACGGCGUUUCCAAUCGUUGCGUGACUACCUUUGAGAAGGCCCACGAUGGCGCUGAGGUCUGCUCUGCAAUCUUUUCCAAGAACUCCAAGUACAUCCUGUCCAGUGGCAAGGACUCUGUGGUAAAGCUGUGGGAGAUCUCUACCGGCCGAACACUGGUCAAAUACACAGGCGCUGGGCUGAGUGGGCGCCAGAUGCAUCGCACCCAGGGCGUCUUCAACCACACGGAGGACUACGUGCUGCUGCCGGAUGAGCGCACCAUCAGCCUGUGCUGCUGGGACUCUCGCACGGCCGAGAGGAAAAACCUCCUGUCUCUGGGACACAACAACAUUGUGCGCUGCAUUGUCCACUCGCCCACUAAUCCUGGCUUCAUGACCUGCAGCGACGAUUUCAGGGCCCGUUUCUGGUACCGCCGCACCACCACAGACUAAACACUGAGCACACCAUGCUGUGGGCUCCAAGUCUCAGCGACCGUCUCUCUGACCUGUGGCUUCUUUCAUUUUCAUUCAAAGCGAAAGAUGUGGGAGUCCUGAGGUGCCCACACGUACAUGGACACAUUUUUCCUACUAUGGUCAUUCAUUCUACAGAAUGUUAUAAUACAGACCGGACAGUUCUUCUAUGAUGAUGAUGACUACUUCACACGGAUGUCAUAUCAGCAGAACUACAAAACUUGAGUUGAGGGUUUAUUACUUUUAAAAGCCAACAGAUGAAUGAUUACAGACAGGAAACACCUCAUGACAAAACCACAUUUGGUCAUUUGUACUUUAAUAUUCAUCACUUCUCAGUAACACAAACCAAACCUAACUGAGAUUCAGAAUAGUUUUUCGAAUUUUCUAGUUUGUCCCCGUCCCUUUUCUUGUAAUAUUGAAUUUUUAUUAAAAAAAAACUAAAAGGAAGAAGUGUCACUUGUUU